CACGGGGCGACAUCUCCCGGCGUGGCGAUCACGGAAGUCUUGUCAAAGCGGAACCUCUGACGUGUCAUGAAAUCGCCAUUUUCCUGAGGAAGGAAACGCCUUGAAGAAGGAAGCAAACACAUCAACUGUGUUUCUCUCUCUUUUUUUUUUGUUGCCAAAGGUAGGUUCCCAUCACCGUUCGCCAUGGGGAAUAUGUUCGCAGGGCUCUUUAAAUUUUUCGGGAAAAAGGAUAUGCGGAUCCUCAUGGUGGGUCUGGACGCUGCUGGAAAGACGACGAUUUUGUACAAGCUCAAACUCGGAGAGAUUGUGACUACUAUUCCCACAAUAGGUUUUAAUGUAGAGACCGUAGAAUACAAGGGCAUCAGUUUCACGGUAUGGGAUGUUGGUGGUCAAGACAAAAUACGACCGCUGUGGCGUCAUUACUUCCAGAACACACAGGGUCUCAUCUUUGUUGUGGACAGCAACGACAGAGAGCGAUGUGCGGAGGCCGCUGAGGAGCUUAAGAGAAUGUUGUCAGAGGACGAGCUGCGUGAUGCCGUCGUGCUAGUAUUUGCCAACAAACAGGACCUUCCUAAUGCUAUGAAUGCAGCAGAACUCACAGACAAGCUGGGCCUUCAUGAAUUACGUGGCAGAAACUGGUACAUCCAGGCGACCUGUGCCACCACCGGGGAUGGCCUCUAUGAAGGACUUGAUUGGUUGUCUCAUCAGCUCAGGAAUCUUUAAUAAUCUGCUAUACAUGACUUAUUUACUCCAUCCAGUCUCUGGCCUUGCUCUCUACUGGAAGCUGCCCUCACCUUUGCUUAUUAUUUUCACAAAUACACAGGCCAGAGGUGGAGGUGAUCUCUUCUUAUAAAUCUGUCAGUUUUUUUAUUUUAUUUUAUUCUGUAAAUAUAUUUGGUAAUGGGGCAGCUUAUUGCACUCUUACAAAUGUUUUUUUUUUUCUUUUUCUGGUUGUUGCACAGCCAUUUGUGUGCAUUUAUUUAAGAAAAGGGAAGAGAGGGAAUCUGAAUUUACCAGCAAAUGUUGGCCCCAAGACCUCAAUGCAACCUGAUUACUUGUUAUGAUCCGGUCAUAUGUACUGUAGAGAAAGAUCCACGAGGGGCUUUUCAUUUUUUUUUUACUGAAUUAAACACUGAUGCACUACUUGCAGCUACUAUAGUUACUUUAGUGACUACAAGUACCAGCACCACAAAUUACAGAUGAUCAUUUAUUAAACACUGGCAUUGAUGAUUUCUACUCUGUACUGGCAUCACGUUGUCCAUGUCUGUGAGCAUUUACCAGCCUUUGUCAUACAGUAUGUUGGCUUUAAUUGAGAAAUGCUGCGAUGAUCUCACAUAUUCAUGCUUUAUGGUUGUUUCAGAGGUCUGUUGAGUCAGCGUUGGAUUUUUGUAUCUCAGAGUCUCAGGUUUAUCAUGUGCUGCCUUUGCAAUAUACUUCACAAAACUGCAUCAUGUGGUCUGUUGGUCUCUAAGGACAUGCAUAUUUACUGGGUGUAUCUCAUUAGGCUUCACAGGUACUAUUAUACCCUACUGAUUACUUAUUCUUACGUCAGGUAAUAUUGACUAAAGGAGUUGCACACCACAAUAGGCGUACUGUCUUCAUGAAAACAAGUUACUCUUUAUUUUAAUCUGGGAAGUGGUGUUUUAAUGGCAAUACACAGUCUUGUUUAAGGUAAUGCCAGUAUUUCUUCCAUUGCAGCACAUUGUCCUUGGGGGUAAACAGGAAGCCUGACAUAUGCCGCCUUAUCCAAGACGCGCGUUGCCUUUUGUUUUAAAGCUUCUUUUCUAAAAGGUGUGGGUGUUAUCUUAUUUUGCUCUGAAGAUGUCUUGGAGAUGCAUUAAACAUUUUUUUUGAUUUAUAAUUGCUUAAAUAUAUGAACAUUAUGUUAAUCAUGUACUUAGGUUUGUCUUUUUUUUUUAAAUGUAAACAUUUCAUUUUGUGAGGAAAUGAAACUGCAAUUAAAUUGAUGGGAUAAAUGUU
This is a messenger RNA of Larimichthys crocea (large yellow croaker), 1980 nucleotides long. It is a transcript of the gene arf1, whose product is annotated as ADP-ribosylation factor 1. Lineage: Eukaryota; Metazoa; Chordata; Actinopteri; Sciaenidae. The record is from RefSeq and is a predicted model, not a curated record. The transcript is spliced from 5 exons. Gene Ontology annotation, molecular function: GTPase activity; GTP binding. The coding region runs from base 184 to 723 and encodes 179 amino acids.